Fusarium redolens is the source of this 744-nucleotide messenger RNA. RefSeq lists its product as uncharacterized. Bases 1 to 744 code for a protein of 247 amino acids. NCBI's taxonomy places the organism in Eukaryota, Fungi, Ascomycota, Sordariomycetes, Hypocreales, Nectriaceae. The record is from RefSeq and is a predicted model, not a curated record. The transcript has 2 exons.
AUGAGUCGGAAAAACCCACGCGAUGACGAAAAGUUCAAAUACAAUAAGCGGAGACGAGGAGGCUUAUCUUUGCCUGGACAGAAUUCUGACCCCAUCGCCGAUCCUGACAAGGCUGUGCCUCCCCACGCAACUGCAGAGAGUCCAAACGACAAGACGGAUGCCCCAGUGGCAAACGAAGACACAACAGCAGAGGAGCAUGUUGACCAAGACCCCGAUACCUCCCAUGCCUCUGGUCCUGCCCUCAAUCUUGACAAGACUAUGACUUCCGAAGCAACUGCGAGCGAUCUAGAAAAUGAGAUAGAUGCACCUACGGCAAGCCAAGAUAUAAUCCCAGAAGAGCUUAUGAUCCAAGAGCCUGACACCUCUAACUCUUGUGCUUCUGGGCCCGAUCUUGACGAGGCUGUGGUUUCUCAAGCAACCACUAGCGGUGCCGAUAACGGGACAGAUACCCCAAUGUCAAACCAAGACAAGGCAUCAAAGGUCCCUGAUGGUCUACUAGAUCUCACAGGAGUAGACCUUGCCAGGGAUCUUGAUUACAUCGCCAAGCACUUACUUCGCGGUGAACUUUACCUCUUCUGCUAUUUACGAGACGGCCGUUUUGGCUGGGUACCAGAAGAAAGGGUUCAGACUGAGGACGAAUUUACUUUCAACACAUUCUGGGAGUCACGAGAAGACGUUGCAGGUCGCCCGCACGACAAGCAAGAGCACUAUAUCCGCAUGCACAGCAUGUGUGUUGGAAAAUGA